AGCACAUAACACGACAUGUACGCGCUCACGAACACAUUGACAAUUGCCAGAUAAAGUAAUCAAAAUAAAAACGCCAAGAUUGAUGCCACACUAUUAGUCACUUCCGUGACUGACUUACCAUUUAUGGUUCCUUCUGCCACGUAUGACAGCACGAGUUGAAAGGGAAAUUCAUACGUGAAUUUUAUCUUGUCUGCGCCGCAAAUACGUAAUCGACGCCGACCACUGUCCAAGGUCCAAGCAAACAGUGGAAAAUAUCCAGUAGAGCUGAGUGUCCCCGGCAAUGGCGUGGGCUUCGUGGCUGGCGUGGCUGGCGUGCGCGGCGGGUGGUGCGGCUGGGAUGCUCUUCCCCCGCGAGUCGGAGUCUCGCGAAGUGGUGGCGCUGGACGGUAUCUGGAGGUUCGCGCUCGGCGGCCGAGAGGAGGUGGAUGUAGGCUUCCGUCAGCGCUGGUACCUGCGCGAGCUCCCGAAGUGGGUUAACGGACACCUGGCAGGCAACCACUCGGGCGGGCACCUGCCUUUCGACCUGGACGUGACGGCGCUGCUCGAGUACGACGCCCCGUCUCUCCUCACAGUGGCGGUCAACAACACGCUCUCCCCACACACCAUCCCACAGGGCUUCACCGCCUACUUCAACGACACAGACAUGUAUCCUCCAGGAUAUACUGUCAAUGAUUAUACAUUUGAUUUCUUCAAUUAUGCCGGCAUUCAUAGAUCUGUGGUUUUGCACACUGUUCCAGAUGUAUUUAUCAACGACAUAACAAUAAAUACAAAAAUCAUUGGGGAGACAGGUGUGGUACAAUUCGAUGUUUCGUAUACCAUAUCCGAAAAUGAAGUUGAUGAUGAAGUGUCAUGCAAGAUAACACUACUCGAAGAGAGCAAUAAAGCUGUUGGCGAAGUGUCUCUUUGUGAGGGGGACAUAAUAAUCGAUAAAGCGAAGUUUUGGUGGCCUGUACACAUGAGCAACUCUGCUGGUCAUCUCUAUUUAUUUGAGGUACAAUUAAAUCACGGACAAAAACGUAAAGACGUGUACAGAUUACCUGUUGGUAUACGUACCAUUAAUUGGAAUGAAACGACAGUUCUCCUCAAUAACAAACCAAUGUACAUGUAUGGAUUUGGAAAACAUGAAGAUUCAAUCCUGCGAGGCAAAGGGCUGGAUCACACCCUUCUGGUGCGCGACUACAGCCUCAUCGAGUGGAUCGGCGCCAACAGCUACCGCACUUCGCACUACCCCUAUGCGGAGGAGGCGCUGGACCUGGCCGACCGACAAGGCAUUCUCAUCAUCGCAGAGAGCCCUGCCGUCAACCUCGACAAUUUUGAUUCGGUACUCCUGGAGAAGCACAAGAGUGUCAUGGCAGAAAUGGUUAACAGAGACAAAAAUCAUCCCUGCGUAAUAAUGUGGUCCAUCUCCAACGAAGCGCGAACUCAACGCAAGGAAGCAGGUCCCUAUUAUAAGUCUAUUGUGGAAUACGUUAAGAGCUUGGAUAAGACGCGACCCGUCGGAUUUGUCACAAAUCGAAAUAUGUACCAAGAUAAGGCAGCACCUUUCAUGGAUGUUAUUGGUGUAAAUCGCUACUUCUCAUGGUAUUCUGAUACUGGAGAUUUAGAGCUUGUAUCACGUCAGGUAGAAACGGAAUACACCAAGUGGCAUAACGUAUGCAAAAAGCCAAUAUUUAUGAGCGAAUACGGCGCAGAUACUAUCUCCGGAUUUCAUCAGUUACCAUCGUUUGUUUGGACAGAAGAUUAUCAAGUUGAUCUCUUACAUGAACACUUCAAAGCCUUUGAUAACCUGAGAAAAAAAGGUUUUUUUAUUGGAGAAAUGGUUUGGAAUUUUGCUGAUUUUGCUACCAAACAAUCUGUCACUAGAGCUCAAGGAAACAAGAAGGGCAUAUUCACCAGAGAACGACAACCUAAGCAUGCCGCCUAUGUCUUAAAAACUCGUUACCACCAUCUUGCCAAAGAGCAAUUGAAAAAUAUGACUGAAUAGGGUGAUCCCUCUUGUUCUUUAUCGUCUGUCGCAAUACGGCUCUUUAUGUAUAGCCUUGGCGUCAUGAAAUUCAAUUGACAAUAGAAAUUUUAUUUUUCCAUUUUCUUUAUCGUCUGUAGGUGCAUGCACACUACUCAUUGUUAUGUUAAUAAAUUUUCCUUUGAUUCUAAUAGAGCAUAAUUUUUCGUUUACUGAGUUAAAUCAACACCACCUACAUACCUACCUACAUCUACCUAUUGCUACCUAUACCACCUAUAUCUAGGUGGUGUUGAUCAGAUCCUGUGAACGAAAAGAAAGCUCAAUGUGGACAGCAUAGCACAUAGUGUAUGCGUCAAGUUGCGUUGCUUAGUAUAAGGCUUACAAAGUCUGCAUGAAAUACAUACCAAAGACUUUCUGAAAGUUGCUUACAUAACUAUAUCACUUAGACAUUUUUUAUUUUGUUACGUUAAGAAUCUUUAAAAUAUGAAUUCUGAGACAAGUCUUAAUUUAUAUCUUACAGAAAGGCAGAUAUUUUUAUUUUGCUACACUCUUGAAUAACAUAGUUGCAAAUCAGACUCGAUUAUUUUACAACGAUCAAUCAUGUAGCUCCAAAAUAAAUCUGUUCAUCUUAACCAUUUACAGACUCUCACAAACAAAUGUACAUUAUAAUAACUAUGUCAAGAAGUCUGUAACGAGAGUAGGGGUAUGUAUGAAAAGGGUCGGCGGCUAAUAGGACGCACUCAGCUUCAGCGGCAUCACAUGAGUAAUGGAAGAACCUUUAAAGGAAUUUGCGGCCAAUGGCCUACAAAAUCAUAUUAGACUCCGUCUAGGGGCUCUAGCUCAUAUAUCAAAUCAACGCCAAAGUGUAGAUGACGUCAGUCAAAUAUGUGUACACGCGACGUUAUUGGCGGAAAAAA
This is a messenger RNA of Gryllus bimaculatus (two-spotted cricket), 2880 nucleotides long. NCBI's taxonomy places the organism in Eukaryota, Metazoa, Arthropoda, Insecta, Orthoptera, Gryllidae. The record is from the annotation of a GenBank genome assembly.